Molecule: messenger RNA, 998 nt
Organism: Colletotrichum godetiae
Lineage: Eukaryota; Fungi; Ascomycota; Sordariomycetes; Glomerellales; Glomerellaceae
Product: Alpha/Beta hydrolase protein
Exons: 1
Coding region: 69-998 (309 amino acids)
Molecular function (GO): hydrolase activity
Source: RefSeq, a predicted model, not a curated record
CAUUAUUACACACAAACUCAACUCUUCAGUGCCUCAUCACAGCCUCAAAAACACCAUUGUCCACGAACAUGUCUACCCCAGCCAAAGUUACCUUCACCUCUCGCGGCUACAAGCUUGCAGGACACUUCUACCCUCCUGUUGUCAACUCUCCCAACCGUUCGGGAGCAGCUGUUGUCAUCGCCCACCCGUGGACCUCGAUUAAGGAACAUUCCCCCGCCCACUACGCUCGCGUCCUCUCCCAGGCCGGCUUCUACUGCCUCGCUUAUGACGCGGCCUACCAAGGAGAAUCCGAAGGAGAGCCGCGCUAUCUCGAAGACCCUGGUCAGAGGGUCGAGGACAUCAAGUCGGCCGUCACGUACCUCGUCAGUCGCAAUGAAACCGACUCUGGAAAGAUUGGCGUUCUAGGCAUCUGCGCAUCAGGUGGCUACGUCUCCUUUGCCGCUCAGACCGAUCUCCGAAUCAAGGCCGUCUCCAUCUCUGCCGGGGUUUGCUCCGGCACGAUGGCGCGUCAGGGCCUCGACAAGGACGGAUCCAACCUUGCUGUCCUUCACACUCAGCUGGAGGCCGCGGCCAGAGACCGCAACAGCGACGUUACCGGGGAGAAAGUCGAUAUUAUUCACAUGUUGCCUGAUGAGUUCGACCCGGCGACCGCCUCUGCCGAUAUGCCCGAGUCGUUCCGUGACUUGGCUUCGUACUACUGUACGGCCCGGGCCACAGCCGCCCACCCCCGUAACCCCAAUAUUUGCCUGCCGCGAAGCUGGGACAUCAUGGGCAACUUUGAUGCCUUUGCCUGGAACCAGCUGAUCAGCCCGAGGCCGUUUUUGGCCAUUACUGGUACUAAAGCUGCCUCCAAGUGGUAUAGCGAGGAUGCUGUUGCGAAGGCUAAGGAGCCAAAGGAGCUAUUCGUUGUUGACGGGCUUACUCAUGCCGACUUGUAUGACAAUGUUGAGGUUGCCGGGGCUAAGCUCAACGAGUUCUUCGGCAAGUAUCUAGUCUAG